Eutrema salsugineum is the source of this 735-nucleotide messenger RNA. RefSeq lists its product as uncharacterized. Gene Ontology annotation, molecular function: zinc ion binding. Bases 1 to 735 code for a protein of 244 amino acids. The record is from RefSeq and is a predicted model, not a curated record. The transcript has 4 exons. Lineage: Eukaryota; Viridiplantae; Streptophyta; Magnoliopsida; Brassicales; Brassicaceae.
AUGGCUUGGAGUUACAACAAACCUGAAUUCAGAGAAAACUUGAGGAAGAUAGAACUCUUUGACAAUGCUGUCUAUGCUGAUUUGAUGAGAACAAAGCCGAAGACUUGGUGUAGGGCAUUUUACAAGCUUGGACCAUAUUGUGAAGAUGUUGAAAACAAUUCCGUAGAAUCGUUUAACAAUUCUAUAGGUAAAGCUAGAGAUAAAGCUUUAGUGUCGAUGCUAGAGACCAUUGCCAAACUAGCAAUGGUUCGUAUAGCCAAGAGAAGUGCCAAAGCUAUUAACCACCAAGGGAUUUGUACUCCAUAUGUGAGUAAGUACCUAGCUGAGUUGCUUGAGGAUGCUUCGAAAUGCAUUGUCCAACCCUCUACCAACAUGCAAUAUUAUUUAAGACUUCACGGGUGUGCUUAUCGAGUUGACUUGACGGCGAGGACCUGUAGCUGCAGAAGAUGGCAAAUCACUGGGAUCCCCUGUGAACAUGCAUACGGUGUGAUGAUCAAGAAGGGUAUUGAAGCUCAGCAUUACGUUUGCCAUUGGUUUAGGACUGAGAUGUGGAGAGAUACUUACACAGAUGGUGUUAUUCCAGUUAGAGGUGCUCGUUUUUGGCCUGUUGGAGAAGAACCGUCCAUUGUUCAACCUGUGGUGCCAGAUAUGCCUGGUCGGAAUAAGGCUUCUCAAGGUGAAUCAUCAUCUCAGCCUGAAUGUUCACAACAAGUACUUACUCAGCUUGGGGAAUGA